Molecule: messenger RNA, 251 nt
Organism: Mycena citricolor
Lineage: Eukaryota; Fungi; Basidiomycota; Agaricomycetes; Agaricales; Mycenaceae
Source: the annotation of a GenBank genome assembly
AUGGCGGAACUAUCGACUGCGACGACAUGUGCGUCAGGAAACAUCUGGGCUGCUUGGGCGGCCCUGACGAAUCAUGAUACCAAAGGACACUCGAACGUAAAUGGCAAUCGUACCAAAGGCCAGUACCGCAGCUGCACGGGUCAGCAUAGUGCGGGGUUCGUGAGGGGGAAGCUCACCCAAGUUCCAAGAUUCUGCGGGGCUCCAGUUCUUCCAGUGGAGCAUAGCACAAUUUGUCGUGACCGAGAUGUGCC